GGGCAGGUCCGCACCCACCAUCGUGGGACUGAUUCCAAGGGAAAAGAGCCGGUAGCAACCAGGAUUUGAGAGGGAGCUGGCUGAACGGAGCUUGUAAAGCAGCAAUCCUUUCUGCAUUGAGAGUGGGGAAAGCUCCCCAAUCUCCGUUAAAGAGAACAGUGGCUGUUUUUUAUCCUGCUACUGCUCACCAGGGAAAGAGAUAAGAAGUGUGAUAAGAGUAUGGUGGUUGGAAUGUGGAUUAUUGCAUUUUAUCUCCUUGGCACAGUAGCAGGUAAACAAGUUUGCUACCCUAGGGUUGGCUGUUUUACAGACGACCCACCCUGGUCUGGGAUACCAGGGAGACUUCUGACGGGUUUGCCCGAUUCUCCAGAGCAUAUGAACCUCAGCUUCUCGCUCUAUACCAGAGAAACAGGAAAUAACUCACAGGUGAUCUCAGCAAUAAACUCCUCAACCAUCCAAAACUCACAUUUUUCCUCACGUAGGAAAACCUCCUUCAUCAUUCAUGGAUUUGGCAGUACCGGAAAAAAAGGCUGGGUGGUAGAAAUGUGCUUGCUCUUACUGGAAGUGGAAAACAUAAACUGUAUUGCCGUUGAUUGGAAAGACGGUGCAAAAGGCACUUACAUCAGUGCAGUGAACAACAUCCGCGUGAUUGGGGCUGAGAUUGCUUAUUUCAUAAAAACCUUGCAGAGCAUCUUCAGAUACUCCCCUUCCAAAGUCCAUUUAAUUGGCCACAGUCUGGGAGCACACACUGCGGGAGAAGCGGGAAGAAGGAUCCAAGGCAUCAGACGGAUAACAGGCUUAGACCCUGCGGGACCCUGUUUUGAAGGUACUCCUCCUUUGGUGAGACUGGAUCCUUCAGAUGCAAACUUCGUUGAUAUUAUUCACAGUAACGCUGCUCACUUUCCUGCCAUAGGGCUUGGGAUGUAUAACACCACCGGGCACCUGGACUUUUACCCGAAUGGAGGAAGUGUGAUGCCUGGAUGCACCAAUUUAAUCGCAGAGCCAAAACAAAAUGAUUUUGAAGCUGUCAUUGCAGAAGCUACAGCCAUUGGGGGGUGCCAUCACUCACGCAGCCAUGAGUUUUAUUGUGCAAGUAUCCUCUAUCCUGAUGGAUUCCUUGGCUAUCCCUGUGAAAAGUACGACUUACUUAAGGCAGGAGAAUGCUUCCCAUGUCCCAAGGAGGGAUGCCCAAUGAUGGGGCACUAUGCUGACCAGUUCCCAGCUAAACUGGAGAGGGUAAACCAAAAGUAUUUUUUAAACACAGCAGCAGACGCACCUUUCGCUACUUGGAGGCAAAAAGUAUUUAUCAAACUGUCUGGUGCAAAGAAGAUGAGAGGGGACAUAAACUUAGUUUUCCAUGACAGAGAGGGGAACACAAAAGAAUAUGAAAUUGCCAGUGGAGUCCUCUCACAAGACCAAGUUUAUACAAAAUACCUUGAUGUUGAAAUUAACCCAAAGAAUACUAAAAAGAUUGAAUUCCUCUGGAAUAAAGCCGUAUUUUCUCUGCUCUGGGCAAGACUGGGAGCAGAAACAGUCAAUAUAACUCAUGGAGAAGAUGGUCUUAGGUCAACUUUUUGUGGCCAGGGAACUGUGGUAUAUGGCGUUCCACAGUUACUGACACCUUGCUAGAGGUCAUCAAAUACAACUGUUCUGUACCCACAGCUGAGCAAACCAUUAGUCCUGUGCAUGGGAACGUUGGCACACAAGGCUAUUAAAGCAAAUAUCAAACUGCCUGUUGCUCCCUUUAUUUUUUCCAGUUCUUU
Molecule: messenger RNA, 1763 nt
Organism: Cuculus canorus (common cuckoo)
Lineage: Eukaryota; Metazoa; Chordata; Aves; Cuculiformes; Cuculidae
Product: pancreatic lipase-related protein 2
Exons: 14
Coding region: 220-1629 (469 amino acids)
Biological process (GO): lipid metabolic process
Molecular function (GO): protein binding; triacylglycerol lipase activity
Source: RefSeq, a predicted model, not a curated record